AUGCUGGCCAAAGUGAUCAUUCUGGGAGUUUUUGGGGCUGGACUUUUUUUGGUUUGCAGCGAUUCGGCUUCGGUUAAAAUGACAAAUGUUGUUUGUGAAUCAUAUGACAAAUCGUGGACUGUUUUCCAUUACUGUCGCUUGAAGGCCUAUUCCAGGAACAAGACUAGUUUGAACAUAAAUGCAACCAUUUUGCAGCCAGUCAAUAGCGUAUCCGUCAGAUUCAAGGUGCUGAAGAGGGCCAAUGGUUACAAGCCUUUUCUUUUCGAUGUCACCUUCGAUGCCUGCCAAUUUUUGCGAAAACCAAAUAACCCUGUCAUUAAAAUAGUUUAUAAUAUGAUAAAGGAAAAAUCCAACUUCAACCAUUCUUGCCCGUAUGGUCUGCAGGUACUUAGCGAUUUUCAUCGCAUUUCGAUACCCCUUCCAUUUCCCGGAGGAGAUUAUUUAGCAUGCCUAGAUUUUAUAUUUAAUGGUAAAACGCAGUUCUACGUAAAUGUAUAUUUUCAUAUAACAGAGGACAUAUAA
This is a messenger RNA of Drosophila mauritiana, 522 nucleotides long. RefSeq lists its product as uncharacterized. The coding region runs from base 1 to 522 and encodes 173 amino acids. Lineage: Eukaryota; Metazoa; Arthropoda; Insecta; Diptera; Drosophilidae. The record is from RefSeq and is a predicted model, not a curated record. The transcript is spliced from 3 exons.